AUGGACUGGGUUUCUACACCUUACACAGGACGUGCUAAAUUCAACGAACGUUCCCCCGGCGUAACAAGGCCUCAUGGGUACGCUCGCAAGAUUCAUGCCAAAAGAGUCGAUGGAGAAUUAAGAAGCCUUCUUAAUCCAUCCACAGCAAAGCCAGACUUCCCCUUCGCGGCUCCGGCUACAUUUAUCAGUGAUUGGAAGUCUGCUCAACAGGGCUUGAUCAGUGUGAAGGCCUAUGGUCCGGUUAAGGAUGCUACCCUCACCCUUAUUAGCAAACUACGUGAUUACUACAUCCUGA
Molecule: messenger RNA, 295 nt
Organism: Cylindrotheca closterium
Lineage: Eukaryota; Bacillariophyta; Bacillariophyceae; Bacillariales; Bacillariaceae
Source: the annotation of a GenBank genome assembly